Molecule: messenger RNA, 708 nt
Organism: Penicillium concentricum
Lineage: Eukaryota; Fungi; Ascomycota; Eurotiomycetes; Eurotiales; Aspergillaceae
Product: acetolactate decarboxylase
Exons: 1
Coding region: 1-708 (235 amino acids)
Biological process (GO): acetoin biosynthetic process
Molecular function (GO): acetolactate decarboxylase activity
Source: RefSeq, a predicted model, not a curated record
AUGGCGGCAAACAACCUCUACCAGUAUUCUAUCCUUAGCGCUCUAAUGGGUGGGAUCUGUGGAACGGGAAUCACUGUUGAAGAAAUCCUCAAAAAUGGCGAUCAUGGUCUCGGCACUGUUUCCAAUCUGAACGGGGAAAUAGUUAUCAUUGAUGGCGAAGCAUACCACUUUCCUCCAGGCGAGGAACUCCGAAAAGUUGAAUUUUCUGAUGUUCUACCCUUCGCCAUGGUCACUCGAUUCAAACCUACUAUGGAGAAGUCUUUGCGUUUUCUUACUUUCAAUUCGCUUCCAGAGGCACUGGAGACUCUACUUCCUUCCCGACAAAACUGCUUUUUGUCAAUUCGUGUGGACGGGUUGUUCGACCAUCUGAGGUUUCGUGUGAUAGCGGCACAGUCCAAGCCCCGGGAGUCUCUCGCGGAGUCAGUCAGGCGACAGAAAGUACUGACUCAUAGAGAUAUUGAGGGUACACUAUUUGGAUUUUGGUCGCCGGCUUUCAGUGGUGGCUUCAGCGUUCCGGGCUUCCAUUUACAUUUUUUGUCGAAAAGCAAAGACCGAGGAGGCCAUGUAUUGGAGUUUGAUUCAAGAGGGGCCAGACUGCAAGCGGCUGUCCUUAGCGAGUACACUGUGAAGUUGCCUCAGAACAAAGACUUCAAUGAAGAGGUAAUUGGAAGUGUUGGCGGCGCGGACCUUAGUGCGGCGGAGAAAUAA